Fundulus heteroclitus (mummichog) is the source of this 979-nucleotide messenger RNA. Its product is annotated as ras-related protein Rab-27B. The transcript is spliced from 6 exons. Gene Ontology annotation, biological process: positive regulation of exocytosis; melanosome transport. The record is from RefSeq and is a predicted model, not a curated record. Gene Ontology annotation, molecular function: GTP binding; GTPase activity. Gene Ontology annotation, cellular component: melanosome; secretory granule. The coding region runs from base 176 to 832 and encodes 218 amino acids. Lineage: Eukaryota; Metazoa; Chordata; Actinopteri; Cyprinodontiformes; Fundulidae.
ACCCCUCCCCGCAUCACAUGUGAGACGAGGGUAAAAGGUUCAGAGACUGCAAUGAUCCGUCGCUUGAUGAGAGCCGUUACUUUUAUUCCAUAAAGAGGGCAGCGGCUCCCGAACGGAUGUCUGUGCCUCGCGCGGAUAGAUCGAGAGACGUUCGCAAGUUCAAUCAAACGGCACAAUGGUCGACUUGGACUACGACUAUCUGAUCAAGCUGCUGGCACUGGGCGACUCCGGGGUGGGAAAGACCACCUUCCUCUACAGGUACACGGACAGCAAGUUCAACAGGAAGUUCACCACCACAGUGGGAAUCGACUUCAGGGAAAAGAGAGUGGUGUACACGGGGACAGGUGCUGACGGCACGAGUGAGAAGAACUUCAGAGUCCACCUUCAGCUCUGGGACACGGCUGGCCAAGAGAGAUUCCGCAGCCUCACAACAGCUUUCUUCCGGGAUGCAAUGGGCUUCCUGUUAAUGUUCGACCUGACCAAUCAGCAAAGUUUCCUUAACGUCAGGAACUGGAUGAGUCAGCUUCAGGCCAACGCGUACUGCGACAACCCAGAUGUGGUUCUGGUCGGCACCAAGGCCGACCUGAAGGACACGAGGAACGUUAACGCCAGACACGCCAGAGAACUGGCAGACAGAUACGGCAUCCCGUACUUUGAGACGAGUGCUGUGACGGGAGUUAACGUGGAGUCAGCCGUGACCACCCUGCUGAACCUGGUGAUGGAGAGGAUGGAGCAGAGCACGUAUGGGGCCCACGGCUCUGAACCUAACGGCAGCCCCACUGCCAGCCAUGAGGUGGAGGAGGCCCCCAUCAGGAGGUGGUGCUCCUGUUAAUGCCCCCCAGCAGCUGCUGCGUAGGAGAAAUAGACUUUAAAAGCCGUCUACAGCCGCUUUUUUUGCACUUCUGGUUUGAAGCUCACUACAUUAUGCUGCCUUUUAGUUUUGACUUCUGUAAUGGGAAUAAAGUUUAUUCUAAUCUUG